CCUUAAAAAUGUUGCAUCACGUUUUGUUGUUAUUUAUUUUGAUAAUGUCCAUUUUAGUGUCAACGUUCUUGGUGACCAGUGAAUAUGUACAAUACAAUUCCACAUACGAGUGUCCGAAUAUAAAAAACCAAUUAGGAAAUUUAAGAAGACGAAGGCAUUUGAAUUUUCCCGACGGAAGUAAUGUCAUUUUAACAAUAUCCCUAGUAAAAGCAUUUAUGACCCACGCUCCUGCCGGCUGGAACAUUGCGUUAGAAAUUGAUGUACUUUAUCCUCUUCCUGACUCCAAGUUUACGGCAGCUCAUUUGAGAAGAAAGCUGCAUCAUCGACAGAAGAGAGAGCUUUGGGAGAGGUUGAAAGAGGCAUUGGAUUUUCAUAACCUCAAUGGUCACUCCUGCGUUCUCCAAAGCAUUUGUGAUGCAAUGUCAGGUCUUGCACCUCCUGGGAAAUCGCUGGUACAUGACAUACUCCGAGCCGUAUUUACAGCACCCCUGCACGAAGAAGAUUUCGUAGAUGAAGUAAACGCAACUUACAAUGAAUUGUUAGACCCUGAUGUUUGUUCUAAAGUGCAUGAUUGUCCUUUCUCUCUGCUGCAUUUUGUUACAUUUAAUAAAUAG
Hyposmocoma kahamanoa is the source of this 614-nucleotide messenger RNA. RefSeq lists its product as uncharacterized. The coding region runs from base 9 to 614 and encodes 201 amino acids. Lineage: Eukaryota; Metazoa; Arthropoda; Insecta; Lepidoptera; Cosmopterigidae. The transcript has 4 exons. The record is from RefSeq and is a predicted model, not a curated record.